AAAAGCCCGAGCGGUGAGACGUGUAAAACGGCGGCCCUCUGACAGGCUUGGAGGACUCGCGGCGUUACAUCUGGCGCGUUGUGGCUCUGGCGCUGCUCAGCUUGCCUGCAUGUCCGCUUACAAGGUUCCGCAAAUGUGCAGAAGAAAACGGAGCCUCGCAGGGCCAAAAUCCCGCCAAAACAGGGAACAAGAGGAGGAGAAAAAAAAGCACGGGCUUCGGCCCGUCGGCGGGGAGGAGGGAGAGGAAUCCGAAUCCAGAGGAGAUUUGCUGCUUCAAUUUGCAUUGCCCCCCUCCCCCCGUGUAAAAGGCAAAGAGAUUCAAUUUUGACAGGCGGCCGAUUGAUUUCUUUGUUUAAUUGCAAUAUCGCGAUCCGGGUUGCCGGUCCUGUCUAAUUUCCACACGCCCGGAUUCUCGCGACAUUCACCUGAGGAGCUAAUCGUUACUUGUAGUCGGGGAGCUUCCGCGGGCCCGAAUAUUUGGGAGCAAUGCUGGUACCGCUAGUUGU
Trichoderma harzianum CBS 226.95 is the source of this 506-nucleotide messenger RNA. RefSeq lists its product as hypothetical. The record is from RefSeq and is a predicted model, not a curated record. Lineage: Eukaryota; Fungi; Ascomycota; Sordariomycetes; Hypocreales; Hypocreaceae. Bases 110 to 328 code for a protein of 72 amino acids. The transcript is spliced from 2 exons.